CCGAUUCGGUGGAACUGAAGCGUCGAAGCGUCAGUUGCAUGUCAGACGUCGUUCCGGUCGGACCGUUCUUGUGUUCUUCGAUUCGUGCAGGACGGUAUGGAGAACCAGCAGGUGUGGGUGCGGGACCCUCAAGAGGGUUUCAUAAUCGGCAAGUUCGCGGACAUGGUUGACGGGGAUGCGUUGAUCGUUCCACUAGAUCCAAAAUAUCCACAGCGCACCUGUCCGUUGGAAGAAGUCUAUCCUGCUGGCGAAUACACGAAAGACGUCGAAGACAAUUGCGCUCUGAUGUACCUGAACGAGGCCACGCUGCUGAACAACAUACGGACUCGUUAUUUCAAGGAUAGAAUAUACACUUAUGUUGCCAAUAUUUUAAUAGCUGUAAAUCCCUAUUGCGAAGUAAGAGACCUAUACUCGCCUCAAACUAUCAAAGCCUAUCAAGGAAAAUCAUUGGGAGAAACACCUCCACAUGUUUUUGCUAUUGCCGACAAGGCAUUCAGGGAUAUGAAGGUACUGAAACAAUCGCAGAGCAUCAUUGUUUCUGGAGAAUCUGGAGCUGGCAAGACUGAAUCAACCAAGUAUCUUUUACGGUAUCUCUGUGAUCUGUGGGGAUCAACGGCUGGACCAAUUGAGCAAAAGAUUUUAGACGCAAAUCCGGUAUUGGAAGCUUUUGGAAAUGCGAAGACCAAGCGGAACAAUAACAGCUCCCGCUUUGGUAAAUUUAUGGAGGUGCAUUUUGAUUCAAAGUGCCAGGUGGUCGGUGGUUAUAUUUCUCACUAUCUGUUGGAAAAGUCAAGAGUAUGCCUUCAAAGUCCGGACGAGAGAAACUAUCAUGUUUUUUAUAUGAUGUGCGCUGGUGCACCUCCUGAACUUCGCGCGAGACUCGGAAUUACAAAACCGGAUGACUUUCAUUAUCUAAAGAAUGGCUGCACACAAUACUUUUGUAACGAAGAGUCGGAGAAGAAGCUAAACGACGUUCAAAAGAGUCGCGAUCAAGUUAUGAAAGGCAGUUUACAUGAUCCUAUUUUGGACGAUGUUGAAGGAUUCAAUGCUAUUGACCAGGCCUUGACUAGACUCGGUUUAACGGAAGCAGAAAGGAUGGAAAUUUACACUAUGGUGGCUGCGGUACUUCACCUUGGAAAUAUUAUGUUCGAAGACAAUCCUGAAGACACCAAAGGUGGUUCCAGAAUAUGUGCUAGUUCCGAGAAGGCGGUGUUAAUGACAGCGAAGCUGUUGGCUGUAGAUCCUGAGGAGCUUAGACAAGCUUUAGUCUCGAAAGUGAUGCAGACUAGUCGAGGUGGUAUCAAAGGAACAGUUAUUAUGGUACCAUUGAAAGUUUAUGAAGCUAACAACGCUAGAGACGCUUUGGCGAAAGCUAUUUAUAGUAAAUUAUUUGACCACAUCGUAGCUCGUAUUAACAAAAGUAUACCUUUUAAGGCUUCUAGUUACUACAUUGGAGUUCUAGAUAUCGCUGGAUUUGAGUAUUUUAAAGUAAAUAGUUUUGAACAAUUCUGUAUAAAUUACUGCAAUGAAAAAUUGCAACAAUUUUUCAACGAAAGAAUACUGAAAUAUGAACAAGAUCUUUAUGCCAGAGAAUCCCUUAAUGUACCGAAGAUAUCUUAUGUUGAUAAUCAAGAUUGCAUUGAUUUAAUUGAGUCAAAGAACAUGGGAAUCUUUAGUUUAUUAGAUGAAGAAUCAAAAUUGCCAACUCACAGUUUUGCACAUUUUACUAGCGAAGUUCAUCGAGUUUGGAACGGCCAUUUUAGGAUAACUUUACCACGAACUUCUCGUUUAAAGGCUCAUAGAGAAUUGCGUGACGAUGAAGGAUUUGUAAUUCGUCACUAUGCCGGUGGUGUUUGUUAUCAAACGAACCAGUUUAUUGAGAAAAAUAACGAUGCGUUACACGCAUCUUUGGAAGCAUUAAUUCAAGAAAGUAAUAACAAGUUCCUUAGAACGCAGUUCGCUAAUAAUUCUUGCCAGAAAGGGAAACUAACUUUCAUCAGCGUUGGUAGCAAAUUUAAAACGCAGCUUGGGGAAUUGAUGAAUAAAUUGAAAAGCAACGGAACAAAUUUCGUUCGUUGUAUUAAACCGAACAACGAUAUGGUGGAUCAUCAGUUCGAUGGAAACAGUAUUUUAGGACAGCUCCGUUGUUCCGGUAUGACAUCUGUCUUAGAACUCAUGGAACACGGUUACCCAAGCAGAGUUCCGUUCCAGGAACUCUAUAACAUGUACAAAUCGUAUCUUCCUCCAGAACUAGCGAAGCUGGAGCCCAGAUUCUUCUGCGAAGCGUUGCUCCACAGCUUGAAAUUAAAUAAAAAAGAUUUCAAAUUCGGAAUCACUCGAGUCUUCUUCAAACCAGGAAAGUUUGCUGAAUUCGAUAAGAUCAUGAAAUCUGAUCCCGAGAACUUGAGGAAAUUGGUAGCCAACGUAAAGAAAUGGCUGCUCAAAUCCCGAUGGAACAAGAUGCAGUUUUGUGCAUUGUCUGUGAUCAAACUGAAGAACAAGAUCAUUUAUCGAAGACAACAUUUGAUAAUCUUACAGAAAACAGCAAGAAUGUACAUAGCCAAGAAACAGCAUCGACCACGUAUAAAGGGUAUCAUGAAAAUUAAAAAUCUGAGGACGCAACUUGUUAGUAUGGAAGAAACGUCGAAACAGUUGAAGAAUCGUGAAAAGUCCAUGAGCGAUAUUAAGAGAUUGCAAGACGAUUUGGAAGCGGCGAUCAAGAAGAUUAAGGACAAUACAAGAAUACGAGCGACAGAAAUCGAUUCUCUCUACACGAGUUUGGUUAAUCAAGUGAACAAACAAAUGGCGUCGCUUCAGGAUAUGGUCAGACAACAGAAGAUUGCUGAAGAACAGGCAAAGUUGAGGAAGAUUCAACAGGAAUUGGAGCUUGAAAAACAGAAGAAAGAAGAAGAGGAACGACAGAAGAGAGAAGAAGAAGAGAACAGGAAAAAGAAACACGAGAUUGAGAUGAGAAGAAAAGCUGAAGAAGAACAGAAGAGGAGACAAGAGGAGGAGGAUAAAAAAACUGCUGCAGCUUUGCAAGUACAACUGGAGAGAGAAGCGAUGGAAGAGAACAGAUACCGUGAAUUAUUGGAACAGGAAAGAAGAGAUCAUGAACUGGCAGUCAGAUUAGCUCAAGAAUCCAAUGGCCAAGUUGAAGAUUCACCGCCUCCUGUUCGAAGCGGUUCCGAUGUACGAGUACCAUCGAACAACAACAGGCUAGCAAGGUCGGAGCAGGUGCGCAACAAUCAAGCUGCUAUGUCUAACAAAAAAUACGACUUAUCUAAGUGGAAAUACUCGGAACUACGAGAUGCUAUCAACACAUCAUGUGAUAUUGAGUUAUUAGAGGCUUGUCGUCACGAGUUCCAUCGAAGAUUAAAGGUUUAUCAUGCAUGGAAGGCAAGAAAUCGCAGACGAAUAACAAUGGAUGAAAAUGAAAGAGCUCCGAAAUCGAUCAUGGAAGCCGCUGCUAAAACACCAAGAACUCAGACGAAACAAACGAUAGUCGAGUCCUCGCAGCGAUAUUUCAGAAUACCGUUUGUGCGGCCAGCUGCUCCUGGACAGUAUGACAAUUCGCACACAUCCGCUAAGCGAGGAUGGUGGUAUGCUCAUUUUGAUGGUCAGUACGUUGCUAGGCAGAUGGAACUUCAUCCUGAUAAAGCACCAAUUCUACUAGUUGCAGGUAUUGACGACAUGCAAAUGUGCGAAUUGAGCCUGGACGAAACGGGUUUAACCAGGAAACGCGGAGCCGAGAUUUUGGAACAUGAGUUCAAUCGUGAAUGGGAAAAACAUGGUGGUAAAUCAUACAUUCCUCCAUGCGAUCGCAAGAAAUGAAAAGUCCAUUUGAACGUCCGUCGUACAUACAAAAAUAAUUCUAAGCAUGAACUAUAAGUUUUUAUAUCGAUCCAUAUUACAUGUAACAGAGUGCCUUAAAAUUUAUAUUUGACCUCUGGAAAAGGCAAAUUUUUGGAAAGUAUGAUGAUAUUUUGCUGCUGAUUGUUGAGAAUAUAAAUUGAUAAUGAGAAUUUGUAAAUUUGCGCGUCAAGGGAUAUGGUACGAUGUAAAACGAACGGAUGUUGGGAUAUGUUGUAAACAUGUAUAUCUUAAUGAGAUGAUGAUCGAUUUGAAUGCACGUGUCAACGAUUUCUAAUGAUACAUAUUAUAUAUUCAGUAUUGAAAGCUAGUAUAAAUUUACAUGGAAAAUUUUAUAAUUGAAAACGUGAUGAGAACCUUGAAGCAUGAGACAAGGAAUGAAUAUUCGCAAAAAAGAUCUCAUUAAAAUUGGAUUUGCAAUAAAGAUUCGAUAUAAGCGUAAAAGUUAUCCCAUUAGUGGUCAAGAAGACAGAAAUCAAGUCAAGAAGUUCGUUCAACGAGAAAUGUAAUGUGAUAAAUAUACAAAUAUAAAACUUUA
Messenger RNA from Megachile rotundata (alfalfa leafcutting bee), 4411 nucleotides. RefSeq names its product Myosin heavy chain 95F jaguar (gene jar). Gene Ontology annotation, molecular function: microfilament motor activity; actin filament binding; ATP binding. The record is from RefSeq and is a predicted model, not a curated record. Gene Ontology annotation, cellular component: myosin complex; actin cytoskeleton; plasma membrane. NCBI's taxonomy places the organism in Eukaryota, Metazoa, Arthropoda, Insecta, Hymenoptera, Megachilidae. Gene Ontology annotation, biological process: actin filament-based movement; actin filament organization.